CUUGGAGCCAGAACUCUCAAUCCUCCACCGAGAGGAAAUGUCCAUCCAAGUUGAACAUCCUGCUGGUGGUUACAAGAAACUGUUCGAAACUGUGGAGGAACUGUCCUCACCGCUCACAGCUCAUGUUACAGGCAGGAUCCCCCUCUGGCUCACUGGCAGUCUCCUUCGAUGUGGGCCAGGACUCUUUGAAGUUGGAUCUGAACCAUUUUACCACCUGUUUGAUGGGCAAGCCCUCCUGCACAAGUUUGACUUUAAAGAAGGACAUGUCACAUAUCAUAGAAGGUUCAUCCGCACUGAUGCUUACGUCCGGGCAAUGACUGAGAAAAGAAUCGUCAUAACGGAAUUUGGCACCUGUGCUUUCCCAGAUCCCUGCAAGAAUAUAUUUUCCAGGUUUUUUUCUUACUUUCGAGGAGUGGAGGUCACUGACAAUGCCCUUGUUAACGUCUACCCAGUAGGGGAAGAUUACUAUGCCUGCACAGAGACCAACUUCAUUACAAAGAUUAAUCCCGAGACCUUGGAGACAAUUAAGCAGGUUGAUCUUUGCAACUAUGUCUCUGUCAAUGGAGCCACUGCUCACCCCCAUAUUGAAAGUGAUGGAACUGUUUACAACAUUGGUAAUUGCUUUGGGAAAAAUUUUUCAAUUGCCUACAAUAUUGUAAAGAUCCCUCCACUACAAGCAGACAAGGAAGAUCCAAUAAGCAAGUCAGAGGUCGUUGUACAAUUCCCCUGCAGUGACCGAUUCAAGCCAUCUUACGUCCAUAGUUUUGGUUUGACUCCCAACUAUAUUGUUUUUGUGGAGACGCCAGUCAAAAUUAACCUAUUCAAGUUCCUUUCUUCAUGGAGUCUUUGGGGAGCCAACUACAUGGAUUGUUUUGAGUCCAAUGAAACCAUGGGGGUUUGGCUUCAUAUCGCUGACAAAAAAAGAAGAAAGUAUCUCAAUAAUAAAUACAGGACCUCUUCUUUUAAUCUCUUCCAUCACAUCAAUACUUAUGAAGACAAUGAGUUUCUGAUUGUGGAUCUCUGUUGCUGGAAAGGAUUUGAAUUUGUUUAUAAUUACUUAUAUUUAGCCAAUUUACGUGAGAACUGGGAAGAGGUGAAAAAAAAUGCCAGAAAAGCUCCCCAGCCUGAAGUGAGGAGAUACGUGCUUCCUCUGAAUAUUGACAAGGCUGACACAGGCAAGAACUUAGUCACCCUCCCCAACACAACUGCCACUGCAAUUCUGUGCAGUGACGAGACCAUCUGGCUGGAGCCUGAGGUUCUCUUUUCAGGGCCUCGCCAAGCAUUCGAGUUUCCUCAAAUCAAUUAUCAGAAGUAUGGCGGGAAACCUUACACGUACGCCUAUGGACUUGGCUUGAAUCACUUUGUUCCAGACAGGCUCUGUAAGCUGAAUGUUAAAACUAAAGAAACAUGGGUAUGGCAAGAGCCUGAUUCAUAUCCAUCAGAACCCAUCUUUGUUUCUCACCCAGAUGCCUUGGAGGAAGAUGAUGGUGUAGUUCUGAGUGUGGUGGUGAGCCCUGGGGCAGGACAAAAGCCUGCAUAUCUUCUGAUUCUGAAUGCCAAGGACUUGAGUGAAGUUGCCAGGGCUGAAGUGGAGAUUAACAUCCCUGUCACCUUUCAUGGACUGUUCAAAAAAUCCUGAGCACAUUCUAUCUAGCACAUUGUAUUUCUAUUGACAAAACCAAGAAAAACAGUCAGGUCUGCAAUCAAAUUCUGUUCAAUUUUAGCCUGCUGUAUUACA
Molecule: messenger RNA, 1738 nt
Organism: Callorhinus ursinus (northern fur seal)
Lineage: Eukaryota; Metazoa; Chordata; Mammalia; Carnivora; Otariidae
Gene: RPE65
Product: retinoid isomerohydrolase RPE65
Biological process (GO): retinal metabolic process; zeaxanthin biosynthetic process
Molecular function (GO): all-trans-retinyl-ester hydrolase, 11-cis retinol forming activity; beta-carotene 15,15'-dioxygenase activity; retinol isomerase activity
Source: RefSeq, a predicted model, not a curated record